Messenger RNA from Gopherus flavomarginatus (Mexican gopher tortoise), 1231 nucleotides. RefSeq names its product DEPP autophagy regulator 1 (gene DEPP1). The record is from RefSeq and is a predicted model, not a curated record. Lineage: Eukaryota; Metazoa; Chordata; Testudines; Testudinidae. Gene Ontology annotation, cellular component: mitochondrion. The transcript is spliced from 2 exons. Gene Ontology annotation, biological process: regulation of autophagy. The coding region runs from base 258 to 941 and encodes 227 amino acids.
AGCUGCUGGCAGUGAGUUAUAGCCACUGGCAGGAAGGUAUAAAUUCAGGCGCAGGGAGCAGGGCUGUUGAGCAACAUCCUGGCCUUGAUUUAAUACACUGCUCCAGGCAAUACACUGGGAUGCGAGCAAACACACAGGUUUGUAAACAAAACUCUCUGCCCCUCACAGCAAACAGAGGGAGUAUCAAGGAUUUCAUUCCACAGCUAAAAGACUAUAACCUCUUUUCUUAGGAAGACAGCAGCUUCGCACACACAAGCAUGAGAGCCAGGCGGCUGAUCUCCAUGACCCACCUGCCUACGAUCAGCGAGACGGGGGAGAUGCUGUUUUUGGGAGGGAGCCACGCCCAGGCCGAGGAGCCCCUGGCUGGGCUGGAUGAGUACGUUCAGUCCAUUAGCCAGCUGGCUCAGCCAUCCUCGCUGUCCAGCGGGCUCCCAUGUCCUUGCCAGAACAGCCAGAACAAGCCUGACAAGCCCCAGAGGGCACGGGCGAAAGUGGCCCAGAGUGGGGUUGCACUCCCCAGCCCUGAAAAGGUGCAGGACAAUGCAGCAUCACUGCAGGACAUCACAGCCCAGUUCAACCAGCAGCACAGCCCCCUGGGGCUCACUGGCUGCACUGACCCUCUAGCCUGGCUCUUUGGACUCUCAGAAGCAAAGGAACAGAGCCCAGGACUGCGGAGACGAGUGAGUCCUGCUCCCUGCUACUCCCAGACGGCCACCGACACAGGCUGCCCAGCAGCCCCCCAGCAGACAGCCCGGGGGAACCUCAGUGCCCCCAGCGACCCUAGCAGCGCAGCCCAGAAACUGAGUGGCCCAGCCCCACCUCUGGAGCGGAGAUGCCGCUGGCAGCGAUCGCGCAGACGUCCAGCUUUUCCCAGCUGUGUGGUGAGGGGUAGGCCCAGCCGGGCCCAGAGCACCCGCCUACCUGUCAUCUAUGAAUUGUGAUGGACUCUAAUAAAACUCACUUGUAAACAGUGCUCCGUGCAGCUGUUCUCUGGGGGUCACUGCCCGGGCGCCCAGCCCCAGGGCCUGCCUGGACUGUAUAGACACACAUCGCUCAGCGAACAGCACCCCACACCUCUUACCAGCCCCACACCUCUCUGGCCAGGGGCCCAAGCCUGCCUAGCAGCCAGACUCUGCCAGGGGUCUCCUCACAGCAGAUAGGCACUCAGAGGGCCGGGCACAGGGUGCAAACAGUGCUUUCCAGGUGCGUAGGAGGAUGUUGUCCUGAGUGA